AACAGCGCCAUCUUUCCAGAAGCUCUUUUUUUUUUUUUUUUUUUUUGUGCUGUGAAUCUUCCACAUAGGAAAGGAAAGGGUUAAUAGGAUUUAAGGAUCCGAUCGAUGCCUUCUCUCCUACACGUCGCCAUGAACAAAUGAAUUCGCGGGGAAUUAAAUACCAGUUUCACAAAGGAGAACGAGUCUUGUGCUUUGAACCCGACCCAACCAAGGCUAAAGUCUUGUAUGACGCUAAGGUCCUUGAUGUCUUGAUAGGUACAGAUGAACAUGGGAGACGAGUCCCAAAGUACUUGAUUCACUUCAGUGGUUGGAGCAGAAGCUGGGAUCGCUGGGCUGCAGAGGAUCAUGUCCUAAGGGACACGGAGGAAAACCUCAAAUUGCAACGUAAGCUGGCUCGCAAAGCUCUAGGGCGCAUGAAGAGAAAAGGAUGGACGAAGAGGCGUCGUCGUCAUUCUGGUAACAAAUCUUCUCUGAAGACUCUCCCCAAGGAGGAGGACAGCGAUGACGCGUGUUUGAUUUCAACCUCGGACAGCAGCGAAGGGGACGACUCGGACCCUGAGUCUUCAAACAGCGGCGACAGCACCUUCUCAGAAGACAUCAACAAAAUGAGGGUUGAUCCAGAUGUUAAUGUGAAGAGGGAAUGCGAGGAGAAGGUCGUUCACGUGGACAUCAACAUCCCAGAUGUUCUGAAGAAGAAGCUGGAAGAUGACUGCUUUUACAUCAACAAGAGAAAAAAGCUCGUCACGGUUCCCUGUCAGACAAACGUCGUCCACAUCCUGGAGUCCUACGUGAAGCACUUUGCCAUCAACAAGGCGUUCAUGGCCAAUGAGCAGUACAGGCGUCAGCAGAGCACCACGCAGAGCAGCAGCCCACAGCCAAUCCCUCCAGAGAGGAGUGAAGAGCUUUGUAAGGAAAUGGUUGAUGGUUUGAGGAUCACUUUUGACUUCACUUUACCCAUGAUCCUGCUCUACCCCUGCGAACAAGCUCAGUUCAAAAAGGUCAGCUCUUCCAGGCUCCUCCUGACAGCCAAUGAAACUUCACCUAGCUCCAGCAAUGCCCAACGAGAACGAAGCCCAAGCCCAGCGACUCACAACCCCCCUACGCCUCAGUCCACAGACAGCCAGCCGGCGCUGAGUGACACCUCCGCCACCACGCCCACAGCUCCAACCCCUACUCCGAAGCGUCGCCGCCACCCCGACAUGGACUGCAUCUCCUACCAGUCCCAGUCCCUCAGACGCUCCACCAGGAACACGUCAGGAGGAGAUCGGCCUGCUGAAGGAAGCAGCGGAGGUGGAGGGAGUGCUACAGCUUCUCCGCAGCUCAAACGGCGUUUAAUCGACACAUCAUCACAACCCAAGUUCUUCCUCAACCUUGAAAAAAAAACCCCAGUUCACAGUGGCUCAUCCUCCCCGUUGCCAUUGACACCAAGCAAAGAGAGGAGUGGGCCUUUCUACAGCCUGGAAAGCUGGAGAAACAAUGAGCUCAAUGAGGUUCUGAGUUGGAAGCUGACGCCUGAUAACUACCCUCUCAACGACCAGCCUCCCCCACCCUCUUACCUGUAUGGAUCCCAGCACCUCCUGCGGCUUUUUGUGAAGCUACCAGAGAUCCUGGGGAAAAUGCAGAUCCCCGAGCGGAAUCUCAGAGCCUUAAUCAAACAUCUGGAGCUCUUCCUCAGGUUUUUGGCUGAGUUCCAUGAGGAUUUUUUUCCAGAGUCUGCAUACGUGUCUGCAUCAGAAGCCCACUACAACAUGAAACAACCGAGGCCAGUUUAUUAAAGGAGAUGCAGACAGCUUCUUUUUCUUUCUCUAAGCCCCCUGCAACCUCUCUGGGCCUUCUCCGGCUCCUUUCUAACAUGCAUUCUCCCUCUGCUGCCUUGCGGAUCCAGAUACUUCCACAUCUCUGCUGCAUGCAGGACUACAAUCUUCUGCUUUGCAUUAACGUGGAACGCAUGCUGAUUUCCACGAAUGCCAAUGUGCUGAAGUCCAAGGCUCUCACGGCUAACCCUAAUUUCUGUUGCUUUUUUUCCUAUUUCCUAUUUCUCUUUGCUAGCGGCAGUUUUGGACUAUUGUCACCUAUUCGUUGAAGAAUGGGGGUUAAAAUUUGUCCUGUGUUGCUGUUCUUCUGCCUGUCCGGGAAACUAAUUAUGACCACUAGGGAUGGAAAUAUACGUCUGUCUGGAAGCUUAUUAUUUUCCAAAGAGUGACUUCCUCUGCUUCCCAGUGGUCCAGAAUACUCCCAGAAUACUCCCAGACUGCGGUUCUUGAUUCGUCCCGCUCUUCUGAUCUUUUCCUCCUUACUUUGUCCUCUAGAAAUUUGUUCUUUAAAUGUUUGGCUCAUUCAUGGCAAAUAGAAGAUUUGCUGUUUCUUGUUUUAUUCCACAACCCAUCCCGGCUACGUUUGGUUUGAUAAAGUGGCGUUCCGUUUAAUUCUGUAUUAACUCUGUAUUAGGUCAGUUCAGUAAAUUGAAUAUGAAGAAAAAAAGACCUAUCAAAGAAGAAAAUUUUUGUUUUAUUAUAAAAUCCAAAGAAUAUAUGUACCAACUCGUCCACUCCACAUGUAAUAUGAAUGACAACCUAAUCAGAUUAUUUGGUGAAAAUGUAUGCUAUUUAUUAUUCUUCAAAUGCAGGUCAGUCACUCUGACAGGACCUCAAACUGUAAGCCAAAAUUUAAAAAAUCUUGUAUAAAACAUGUUGGGCAUUUUUUCAUUUCCUUGCAGUGAGUUUCUUCUCCAUUGUGGCUCUGUUCUAUGUUUAAAAAAAAUAAAAGAAAAUAAAGAACAA
Molecule: messenger RNA, 2780 nt
Organism: Girardinichthys multiradiatus
Lineage: Eukaryota; Metazoa; Chordata; Actinopteri; Cyprinodontiformes; Goodeidae
Product: male-specific lethal 3 homolog
Exons: 14
Coding region: 138-1775 (545 amino acids)
Biological process (GO): regulation of DNA-templated transcription; chromatin organization
Cellular component (GO): nucleus; NuA4 histone acetyltransferase complex; MSL complex
Source: RefSeq, a predicted model, not a curated record